GAAGCUUGUGAGGCAUUCUUUGCUCUGAUACUGCUGCUAAUAUGUAUGUGCUGUAUCCAAAAAUUAUCAAAAAAUUUAUUAUAAAGGUCCUGUGUUCGAUCCAAGACUUUCUGGCCAGAACCAACAAGAAUGGUAGUCUAUCAAUCAAAAAAGAGCAAGAGCGGAUAGCGUGCCGCUCGACCGGGAAACACGAAGGUACCACCAUACACCCUCGAAAGAUUCCGAUGGUCACACACAUACACGCGCACACAUGCACCGUUCAUCAUUCUCGUACAAUUUCAUGGAGCAUUCUAGUAACUGGAAAACCCUCUUCCUUCCUUACUUGCAGCGGCAGCCAUCCCGAUUGGAAGAAGAAGAAUAGAUGCAGGGACCCUUUUUUACAUAAUGAAAAAUUCGUUUGUUUGAGAAAGAGGGAGAAAUCAAAAGCAGAUCAGAAACACAAUCGUUUUCGGUGCCAGUGGCAAAAAAAAGUGUGUGCAUUAUUUAGCGGCUAACUAGUGAGCGAGUUAGAGAGAGAAUGUGUGUGUAUAAAAAUAGCGUUGGGUGGGCGGGAACAAUUCUGGUUAAUGAGCUACAGCGUUGAUUGGACGUCGUUAAUGAAGUACGGAAAUCGAAAUUGUGUGCACUGUACAUGUACGUAUUUGUAAUAGCUACAACGUCUCUCUAUCUAUUGCCCGUGUGUUUGCGUGUAUGGUUUGCUGUCGU
Messenger RNA from Zychaea mexicana, 705 nucleotides. RefSeq lists its product as uncharacterized. The transcript is spliced from 2 exons. Lineage: Eukaryota; Fungi; Mucoromycota; Mucoromycetes; Mucorales; Lichtheimiaceae. Bases 42 to 494 code for a protein of 150 amino acids. The record is from RefSeq and is a predicted model, not a curated record.